GCCCAAGCAGCCCAUGGAAUUUCAUAACCUGAGCUCUCCCUCUCCUUCCUUCUCUCUCUCCCUCCUCACCCCUCCCUCCCUCCCUCCCUCUCCCUCCUUCUCUCCCUCUGCCUUCACCACUGCCUUGGGGUCCCCUGGAGAGGCCUCGGCUCCCUGCCACCCGGCCCCCUCCCCUGUCGUGUCCGCCCUCCUGGCGCCAGUCCUGGGAGUGGAGUUUGUCCUGGGCCUGGUGGGGAACAGCCUGGCGUUCUUCAUCUUCUGCUUCCGCGCGCGGCCCUGGACGUCCAACACCGUGUUCCUGGUCAGCCUGGUGGUCGCUGACUUUCUCCUGCUCGUCAACCUGCCCCUUCGCGUGGACUACGACUCCCUCCAUGAGACCUGGUGCUUCGGGGGCACCGCCUGCAAAGUCAACCUCCUCCUGAUCGCCAAAGCGCUCAGCCGCUACCUGAAGGUGGUAUGGCCCCACCAUGCGCUGAGCAGGGCCUCCGCGGGGGGAGCUGCCUGGGUGGCCGGGGGACUCUGGGGGACCGUCCUGCUCCUCAAUGGGCACCCGCUCCUGACCAGCGCUUCCAGCCACUCCUGCCUCAGCUACCAGCUGGGCACAAGGCCCUCGGCCUGACUCCGCUGGCACCAGGCGCUCUUCGUGCUGGGGUUCUUCCUGCCGCGGGCGCUCAUCCUCUCUGCCACGGUGACCCUCACACUCGCCAUCCGGCGCCGAGGCCUGGAUGGGCAGGUGGGCCCCCGGAGGGCCAUGCGCAUGCGGGCUGCGGUGGUGGCCGUCUACACCGUCUGCUUCCUGCCCAGCAUCAUCUUCGGCAUAGCUUCCAUCCUGGCCUUCCGCCUGCGUGACUGCCGCACCCUCGACAUCUGCUCGCAGCUCUUCCACGGCUCCCUGGCCUUCACCUACCUCAACGGUGCCCUGGACCCUGUGCUCUACUGCUUCUCCAGCCCCAACUUCCUCCAUCAGGGCCGGGCCCUGCUGGGCUUCACCCAGAGCUGGCACGGCCCAGGUAGCGACGAGAGCACCUACCAGCCCUCUGCCUGGCACUGGGCGGCCUCUAGGAAGGUGGUGGCCACUAGGAAGCUGCAGGCAGAGGUCUCGCAGGAGGUUUCGGAGGAGGGGUGAGCAGGAAGGUCCCUCCCAGGACUGGGGCUCUGCUGUGGUGCUGCAGGAGGGAGGACUGCCAGGAUCUGGCCUGGAGGGACAGGGUCACUCCCUGGACUGUUGCCAGCACAGGGUGCCUCAACCAACUGGACAAGAGACAUCUGCAGGAGCCAGGUGGGUGGCAGGGAGAGAAAAGGUUUAUGGCUUGGAGUGGUGUGGCCGGGAUGAUGUCCCUAUGGCACAGAGCAGAUGGGGACAGGCAGAGGCUGUGGGAGCCCCAGCUCAGACAGAGGACCACACAGCUGCCCUGUCCUGGGGCCAGAGCUGGAGGACUG
Hippopotamus amphibius kiboko is the source of this 1440-nucleotide messenger RNA. RefSeq names its product oxoeicosanoid receptor 1 (gene OXER1). Gene Ontology annotation, cellular component: membrane. The record is from RefSeq and is a predicted model, not a curated record. Lineage: Eukaryota; Metazoa; Chordata; Mammalia; Artiodactyla; Hippopotamidae. Gene Ontology annotation, biological process: G protein-coupled receptor signaling pathway. Gene Ontology annotation, molecular function: G protein-coupled receptor activity.